AUGCAGAGGUGCACUAGUUUCCUGUUUCUGUCUUUAAUCCUUUGUGCCACCCUGUCAGAAACAGUUGGACUGGUUUUCUCAGCAAAAGAAAAAAGGGGUUGGACUUUGAAUAGCGCUGGUUACCUGCUUGGGCCACGUCGUAUUGAUCAGCUUUUACUGAUAAACGAAAUGCCCACUGCAAGGGGGAGAGAAGAGGCACCAGGGGCAUAUGCAGUAGAUAACCACAGAUCUUUUAAUGACAAACAUGGUUUCACUGGCAAACGUGAAAUACAGCCUGAGGAGGAUAUUAAAGCAGGGAAUCUUGGAAGACAACUGGCUGAUGAAAACAUUGUGCGCACAAUAAUUGAAUUUUUGACUUACUUGCAUCUUAAAGAGGUGGGAGCACAUGACAAGCUACCUUCGUCAGGGGAAACAAACCAGACUUGA
Melopsittacus undulatus (budgerigar) is the source of this 426-nucleotide messenger RNA. It is a transcript of the gene GAL, whose product is annotated as galanin and GMAP prepropeptide. NCBI's taxonomy places the organism in Eukaryota, Metazoa, Chordata, Aves, Psittaciformes, Psittaculidae. Gene Ontology annotation, cellular component: secretory granule; extracellular region. The record is from RefSeq and is a predicted model, not a curated record. The coding region runs from base 1 to 426 and encodes 141 amino acids. Gene Ontology annotation, biological process: neuropeptide signaling pathway. The transcript has 6 exons. Gene Ontology annotation, molecular function: galanin receptor binding; neuropeptide hormone activity.